Penicillium bovifimosum is the source of this 372-nucleotide messenger RNA. RefSeq lists its product as uncharacterized. The coding region runs from base 1 to 372 and encodes 123 amino acids. Lineage: Eukaryota; Fungi; Ascomycota; Eurotiomycetes; Eurotiales; Aspergillaceae. The transcript is spliced from 2 exons. The record is from RefSeq and is a predicted model, not a curated record.
AUGGCUGACGAUACAGCCAACACGGGCAUGGGCGCGUCAGCUGAUCAACGACAGUCUAUGUACCCAGCACCGCAGCAACUACGACCCGAUGAGAAUUCCCCAAACGCCGAUGACAACGACCGCAAUGUCUACAUCACGCAGGGAACGAAUUUGCCAGAUAUUGUUACGGGGUCCUCUCUGGACCUCGGCAGCGGCUCAACCCCAUUCCACGACAUCUUCCAUGGUGAUUUCAUUUACUCUUCGGACGUGAAUCGAAUCAUCACCGCUUUCUUCUGUAUCGACCAGGCCCACCGACACCAGUGGUCUCACCACGAGUCGGAGAACUUUCCCGAAGGACUAACCCAGGCAACAUGGCAAGACUUCAAGGAUUGA